UGUACCACAUCGCGCUCCGUAGCUGCCAGACCAGCAGAAAUGGCGACUUCCCGUGAUGUCCACGUAGAAAUCUGUCAUCAGGAAAUAGUGAAAUAUGAUCUGGAGAUCAAAGCGCUGAUCCAGGAUAUUCGGGAAUGUCCAGGUCCGAUCAGUACACUGAAUGAUCUCAAUGCACAAGUGAAGGACAAGUUCCGCCUGCUGAGGUUAAGAAUUCAGGAUCUGGAGCAGAUGGCAAAGGAACAGGAUAAGGAGUCUGACAAGCAAGCAUUGUUAAAGGAGAUGGACUGUCACAAGAAGCAGAUGCUCAGCAAUCAGACUGUGUGGAGGAAAGCUAAUCUGUCGUGUAAGCUGGCGAUCGAUAAUACUGAAAAGGAUGAACUUCUUGAUGGAGGGGAUACUACAAGGCAGAGAAAAGUAACAAAAGAAAACCUGGCACAGUCCACAAAUAGCAUCACGGAGAGUCUGAUGAGCGUCAGCCGGAUGAUGUCCCAGCAGGUGCAGCAGAGUGAAGUAGCCAUGCAUACACUAGCCACCUCAUCCAGGACCAUUCAAGAAGCCAAUGAAGAGUUCAAAUCCAUGUCUGGAACCAUUCAGCUCGGGCGAAAACUCAUAACCAAGUAUAAUCGGCGUGAACUGACAGACAAGCUGCUCAUAUUCCUCGCACUUGCCUUGUUCUUAGCAACUGUACUUUAUAUCCUAAAGAAAAGGCUUUUCCCUUUCUAGCAGCCGCUAUGGGAUUUCUUAUUUCCAGGACCUUAUUUGGAUGUUGCUAGUAUAAGUCUGGAUACUUGUUCAGAGGAUGAACAGAAGAAGCCAUAAAACAGUGCGUUCACCUCUGCCCCAGCUCAUUCAUGUCUACUUUAAAGAUACCUGCUGCACAAACGGAGUCAUCACAGGUUUUUGCUUCUUUGUUUUUUUUUCAAAAAUAAUAUUGUCUAAAAUUAUUUUGACAUUCGAUAAAACAUUGACUUGUUUUAGGGACAUUUAUUAUUUUAGGUAGGUUUUGUUUUGUCUGAUGUUUCCCCAUGUUUUAAAACUUCUUACGUUUGUCAAUGUCUUAAAGGGGUACUUUACUGGAAAAUAUAAUUUUUUUAAAUCAACUGUUGCCAGAAAGUUAAACAGAUUUGUAAAUGACUUCUAUGAAAAAAUCUCAAUCCUUCCAUUACUUAUCAGCUGUUCCAGGGGAAGUUAUUUUUGAAUGUUCUUUCUGUCUGACCACAGUGCUCUCUGCUGACACCUCUGUCCAUUUUAGGAACUGUCCAGAGUGGGAGAAAAUCCCCAUAGCAAACCUAUCCUGAUCCGGACAGUUCCUGACAUGGACAGAGGUGUCAGCAGAGAGCACUGUGGUCAGACUGAAAGGAACUUCAAAAAGAAAAAACCUUCCUCUGUAUUAUACAGCAGCUGAUAAGUACUGAAAGGCUUAAGAUUUUUAAUUAGAAGUAAUUUACAAAUCUGUUUAACUUUCUGGCACCAGUUGAUUUAAAAAAAAAAUAUAUAUAUAUGUUUUCCAGAGGAGUACCCAUUUAAAGGGGCACUAAACCUAGAAAUGGAUAAGAUUUGGAUAAGAUUUCCUGGUGUGUACUUUUUUUUGCAAACUCCUGCUAUAGAAAACUGACAGAAAAGAUAUAGAUUCUGUGAGCCUUGUUUACUUAUACAGACACUGAUAGAGCUGAUGUAUAGCGUGCUAAGUUGUAUGUUUCCUGCAGGAGGGAAGAAGGGUAAAAAAGGAUCUAUCUAAUACAUUUACUUUUCUAUUAGUUCAUUUUGGUUCUGUAUGCAAGAGAACACUGUCAAUACGCAUGAAGAUGUUUUACAACACUAAAACAACACAGCUAAAAACACAACUGACAUAAAUGUGAAAGACGCAUAAGAGUGUCAUUUUGCUUACAGUAGUAUGAAUUAUGUUAAACAAUCUGAAACCAUUCAACAAACUUUGUGUAAAUGAAUAGUUCAAGUCAACUUUUUUAGUGAAAAAUUUCUCUUUAUUAGUCCCCCCCCCCCCCCCCCCCUCUUGUCAGUCAAGAUGGAUCAUCUCAUUGAAGAAUCAGGUUUCAUGCUGUCCAUGUAAGUCCAUAAUUGAGGGAUAGAGAGUAAAGCUGCUGAAAGCUCUAGUAACUGUUAUGUUACACUGCUCAGUACUGCUCUAUAAUGUACUCCAUGCUGCUGCUGUAUCUGAGUGUGUGCUAUUGAGACAUAGGGAAGCAUGAUCCCCUUUUCUGUGUGUGUGUGCAGGGUAUGGGAGCCAUUAUAGAGGCUAGGAUUCUCCCACAAGCUCGGGGUCAUUUUAAAUUAGAUAUGAAGCCGGCAGAUGAGAAAAAUUGUGAUUUUAAUUUAAUUUUAGUGAUAAUCUGUUGCCUAACAAUAGUGCAGUAGUUUGUUAACCACUAUUUGUUUCUAAAACACAAUGGGGAAAUUUACACAAAUUAGCGACUUUUUGCCAUGUUCACACAACCAACCCCAGUUUAACCCCUUAAGGACUCAGCCCAUUUUGGCCUUAAGGACUCAGACAAUUACAUUUUUACGUUUUCAUUUUUUCCUCCUCGCCUUCUAAAAAUCAUAACUCUUUUCUAUUUUCAUCCACAGACUAGUAUGAGGGCUUGUUUUUUGCGCGACCAGUUGUCCUUUGUAAUGACAUCACUCAUUAUAUCAUAAAAUGUAUGGCGCAACCAAAAACACUAUUUUUGUGGGGAAAUUUAAACGAAAAACGCAAUUUUGCUAAUUUUGGAAGGUUUUGUUUUCACGCCGUACAAUUUAUGGUAAAAAUGACAUGUGUUCUUUAUUCUGAGGGUCAAUACGAUUAAAAUGAUACCCAUUAUUACAUACUUUUCUAUUAUUGUUGUGCUUAAAAAAAAUCACAAACUUUUUAACCAAAUUAGUACGUUUAUAAUCCCUUUAUUUUGAUGACCUCUAACUUUUUUAUUUUUCCUUAUAAGCGGCGGUAUGGGGGCUCAUUUUUUGCACCAUGAUCUGCACUUUUUUUGAUACCACAUUUGCAUAUAAAAAACUUAAAAAAAAAUUUAUAAUUUUUUUUUUAAUAAAAUGUAUUAAAAAAGUAGGAAUUUAGAACUUUUUUUUUUCGUUCACGCCGUUCACCGUACAGGAUCAUUAACAUUUUAUUUUAAUAGUUCGGACAUUUACGCACGCGGCGAUACCAAAUAUGUCUAUAAAAUAAAUUUUUACGCUUUUUGGGGGUAAAAUAGGAAAAAACGGACGUUUUACUUUUUUAUUGGGGGAGGGGAUUUUUCACUUUUUUUUUACUUUUAAAUUUUUUUACACUUGAAUAGUCCCCAUAGGGGACUAUUCAUAGCAAUACCAUGAUUGCUAAUACUGAUCUGUUCUAUGUAUAGGACAUAGAACAGAUCAGUAUUAUCGGUCAUCUCCUGCUCUGGUCUGCUCGAUCACAGACCAGAGCAGGAGACGCCGGGAGCCGGACGGAGGAAGGAGAGGGGACCUCCGUGCGGCGUUCUGAAUGAUCGGAUCCCCGCAGCAGCGCUGCGGGCGAUCCGAUCAUUCAUUCAAAUCGCGCACUGCCGCAGAUGCCGGGAUCUGUAUUGAUCCCGGCACCUGAGGGGUUAAUGGCGGACGCCCGCGAGAUCGCGGGCGUCGGCCAUUGCCGGCGGGUCCCUGGCUGCGAUCAGCAGCCGGGAUCAGCCGCACAUGACACGGGCAUCGCUCCGAUGCCCGCGGUUAUGCACAGGACGUAAAUGUACGUCCUGGUGCGUUAAGUACCACCUCACCAGGACGUACAUUUACGUCCCGCGUCCUUAAGGGGUUAAAAGUAGGCGGGGCAUAGUGGCAGGAAGCAGGGCCUCCCGCAGCCUCACACAUUUAUUAUACUUGCUGCCAGGCAUUGGCAUAAAGUGUAGCAAAAUCUACACCAGCUCAUACAUGGCAUAUAUUUCAGUUUGUGGCUUGAGGAAAGCCAAUGAUGCUUCUCAGCACAUAGCUGCCUGCUGUGUCAGGUUGUGUAGUCUGCUGCUUUGUGGUUUAGAUGUUGUUCCUCCUAGAUGCUUCAAUGUUAGGCGUCUUUCACACUGCCGUUUUUUUUGGAGCUUGAUGGCCCUCAUUUUGACGGGGUGCAACAGGCAACAGUGGCUCCUGAUUGGGUCUGUCGGGCGCUGCUGUUUUUCAGCGGGAGUAGCAGGAGAAAAAGAUGGCGCAAGCUGUAUUUUUUCUCCUGCUUUUUUACCCGAUGGCUGUCACACUACCAUGUGCCAACAAUAGUGUGAAAGAGGCCUUACAGUAAUUGCACUUAGCACUGACAAAUCUAGCAAAAAGUGUGCAAACUGACUUGUGGGUACAGUGGCAUGCUAUGAUAGUGUCACUGAGCUGUGCAGUACUGCCCAUACUUCAGUGUAUGACUGUAAGGCUAAGUUUCCACUUGUUUUAUUAUAAUUUUUUUGCCACAGCUUUUUCCUGUGUUUUGGCAGUUUUUCUGGCGUUUUUUUCUGGUGUGUGGAAACAGCCAAUUUUGUCUAUAGAUAGCUGUAUAUACUGUAUAAAAACACGAGGUCCACUUACCUCCCUCCCUGUCGGGUCUGUGUAGCUCCUAGUGAUGACAUCAUUAGGGGGUGGAGCUACAUACGGGAGCCAGGCUGGUAAGGGUGUGAGGCUCUGUUCACAUUGUAUGUUUUGUAUAAUGUGAACAGACCCUUCUGCCAGUGUCUUCCCAGACAGGGAAGCUCCAGCUGUUGCUAAACUACAACUUCCAGCAUGCCGAUGCUGGGAGUUGUAGUUUUACAACAAUUGGAGGCUCUCUGUUUGGGAAGACAUUGCACUAUGGGCGCUCUCCCCAGCGGAGAGCGCCAAAAAUGUCCUAACCCAUUUUUUGUGUUAUUUUUCCUUCUUGUUUCAAAUUUGUGUAUGCAGAGGAUUACAGUGGAUUUGGUGGACUACUGUGGAUGAACUGGAAUGUCUUCUUUUAAUAAAAUGGCUAACAAGGGCUGUGGGGGAGUGUUUUUUAAAAUAAAAUAAUUUUUCCACUGUCGUGUUUUUUUAACCCCUUAACGAGCCCGUGUCAUACCGGCCGGCCCCCAGCUGAUUCUUCUAGCUAAGGGCCGGAGUUAAUAGCCGACAUGCCGUGGCCAGCUAUUAACCCUUUAUAUGGCCGCUGACAGUGGCAUCUAAAGGUACCUUUAACUGCUCCCUGGUGGUCCAAUGGGGUGGAUCGUUCCCCCGCAGCGCGAUGGCGGAGGGCGAUCCACUGCUGAGGUAGCCGGAGGGCUUACCUCCAUCCUGUGCUGGCUGUGGCUCUGACAAUGAUAAAGCCUGGCAGGACCAGGCUUUAUCAAUCGAACGCAGAGCACACGGAUCAAUGUGGUUCCAUGGAACCACAUUCAUCUGUAUGAGGAAUCUAAUGAUUCCUUCUAAAAGUCCCCUAAGGGGACUAAAAGUGUAAAAAAAAAAAAAAAAAAAAUUAAUAAAAAAAAAAGUUUAAAAACACACACAUAAACCCCUUCCUUAUUAAAAGUUCAAAUCACCCCUCUUUUCCCAAAUUCCAUAUAAUAAAUAUAAACAUGUGGUAUCACUGCAUGCGUAAAUGUCUGAACUAUAAAAAAUAUAAGGUUAAUUAACCCGCAUGGUCAAGGGCGUACACAUAAAAAAAAAUUCAAAGUCCAAAAUUGCAUAUUUUUGGUCACUUUGUAUACCCUAAUAAAAAGUAUAAAAAGUGAUCAAAAAGUCAGAUCAAAACAAUCAUGGUACUGAUUUAAAAAAAUUCAGAUCGCGGUGCAAAAAAUGGGGCCUCCCACCACCCUGUAAACCGAAAAAUAUAGUUGUAGGGGUCAGAAGAGGACAAUUUUAAACAUGCAAAUUUUGGUGCAUGUAGUUGUACUUUUUUAAGUAGUAAAAUAAAGAAAACCUUUAUAAAUUAGGUAUCAUUGUAACCGUAUGGACCUACAGAAUAAACAUAUGGUGUAAUUUUUACUGAAAAGUGCACUGCGUAGAAAUGGAAGCCCACAAAAAUGUUUUUCCCAAUUUUGCCCCACAAAUAUUUUUUUUCUGUGUUCACCGUAAAUUUUGUUUGAAUCAAAUGAUUGAUGUCAUUACAAGGUACAAUUGGUGGUGCAAAAAAUAUCUGUAGGUGCAAAAUUGAAAGCGUUAGAAGGUGAUGAGGAAAAAAUGAAAGUGCAAAAAUGGAAAAACCCAUGGUCCUUAAGGGGUCAAUUGAAUUUUCCGGCUUACAAGUGGAAGCUGUCUUAUUGACGGAAUCCAUUACUAAGCCGGGGCUUAGCAUUAGGACCAAAAAGAGCUAGCGCUAACCCCCAAAUAUUAUCCUGGUACCCACCGCCACAGGGGUACUGGGAAGAGUCGGCACCAACAGACCUGGAGUGUCAAAAAUGGCGCUCCUGGGCCUAGGUGGUAAC
Messenger RNA from Hyla sarda, 6365 nucleotides. RefSeq names its product BCL2 interacting protein 1 (gene BNIP1). Gene Ontology annotation, molecular function: SNAP receptor activity. Lineage: Eukaryota; Metazoa; Chordata; Amphibia; Anura; Hylidae. The transcript has 6 exons. The record is from RefSeq and is a predicted model, not a curated record. Bases 40 to 723 code for a protein of 227 amino acids. Gene Ontology annotation, biological process: retrograde vesicle-mediated transport, Golgi to endoplasmic reticulum. Gene Ontology annotation, cellular component: SNARE complex; endoplasmic reticulum.